CAUCUCUCUUGGAUCGGUCUCUCCCCUCUGUAUACAUCUCUCUUCUCUUCCUUUGGGUUUCAUGGCGGCAUCUACAGCUUUUAUUAUCUUUCUCUGUAUUUCCGCACUUUCUUUGCUUUGCCUCGCCUCAUCGUCGUCAGUGUGCCCUCUUGAAUCUCAUCUAUUCCUCAGGAAUCUUCAAUCUCAGUGCCCUACGUCGAUCUCCCCCUCUCCACAUAUCGAGGUGGAUGGAGAAUCACUUGACAGAGCUCUGAGCUCCCUCCAGAAGAAUCUGAUUACUGCUGUCCUCUUCUAUGCUUCCUGGUGUCCAUUUUCUCAUGGUGUGCUUCCAACAUUUGAUGCCCUCAGUUCUAUGUUUCCUCAAAUAAGACACUUAGCAGUUGAACAAUCUUCGGCCAUGCCAAGUGUAUUUUCAAGGUAUGGAAUUCAUAGCUUGCCUGCAAUAUUAUUUGUAAACCAGACAACAAGUGUGCAGUAUUAUGGUCCAAAAGAUCUGUCCGGCCUCGUACAGUUCUAUAAGAGAAUAACAGGACUUGAACCGGUUGCAUAUUUCACUGUGGAUCAACCUAGUAGCUUUGGAGGUGAUAAUACAUUGCUUCAACUUGGGAAUCAGUCUUCAGAAAAGGAGAUUCUAAGGAGGGAACCUUAUCUUGUGUUAGCAGUAUCAUUCCUCUGCUUAAGAGCAUUCCUGUACAUCUUCUCAGAAAUGUUAUCUUGCCUCAAGGCUUUCUGGAUUUCAUAUAUUCCCCACCUGAACUUGGGCGUCUUUGGAGAGACAAGCCAGUUGUUGGGACGUCUCCGCCAUAUGUUUGAUGUGAAGAGGGUUUGGAACAAGCUGAGGCUGUCUAAGACUAGGAACUUCCAGAAAAGUGCAAAAAAUGCCCGGGUAUGGGCAUCUUCUCUGACCUCUGUCUCCUUGGGUGAGUCAUCUUCAGCAAGACCAACUCCCUCUGGAGACUGGUGAGCCCAAAUGAGAUUAAUCUGCCACCUUGAGGAUUACACUGAUGCAAUUUAAGGGAAGAUGAAUUCCUUAGAGUUGAUUGGAACGUAAUAUGAGUAUUGUAAUUCUCAAGAGUAGGUGGUUUCUCUCUUUUCUCACAUGUCCAUUACUUUAACUCCUCUUUUCUUUUUUCCUUAUUUUAUUUGAAGUGGUU
Telopea speciosissima is the source of this 1154-nucleotide messenger RNA. Its product is annotated as 5'-adenylylsulfate reductase-like 7. NCBI's taxonomy places the organism in Eukaryota, Viridiplantae, Streptophyta, Magnoliopsida, Proteales, Proteaceae. Bases 62 to 964 code for a protein of 300 amino acids. The transcript has 4 exons. The record is from RefSeq and is a predicted model, not a curated record.